Molecule: messenger RNA, 1755 nt
Organism: Salvia hispanica
Lineage: Eukaryota; Viridiplantae; Streptophyta; Magnoliopsida; Lamiales; Lamiaceae
Source: RefSeq, a predicted model, not a curated record
CACCUUUUUCUGAUUCUUCAACAAAACAUUCAUCAAUUCCCAAGUUUCUCCAUUAACAGAAACAGAUAAUCUCUCUGGUCUCCUCCACUCUCACUAUUUCUUCACUUUCCUUACCCCUAGGGUUUGGGUUCCUCUUCUAGGGUUUUGUACCAACAUAAUGUUAAUUUUGUCUACUCCACUUUAGUCUUUAAUGGAAAAGUGUUAAAUUGGGAAAGAAAAAAACCGCAUUUUGUUUUUCAAGGAAAAGUAAAUUUCGAAUAAACUUAUAUGGAAGGAAUUAUUUUUUUAUUUUCCCUAUUGCGUUCUCUUAGAGCUGAGAUUUGAAGGUAGAGUUGGAUCAUUGAGAUUCUGAAAUCGGCACAAAUGAUAGUUAAGCUUAAGGAGAGGUAAAGAUCCAUGUUGUCACCUCUCUAUGGAAGUCUGAUGAAAUUUCAUUUUGUCUAGAAGAGCCGAAGAAUUGUGUCUGCAAACAUGCAUUUUGCUAAGCUUGAUGACUCUCCGAUGUUCCGUAAGCAGAUACAGACUUUGGAGGAAAGUGCUGACUCCUUGGGGGAAAGAUGUUUGAAGUUUUGCAAAGGAUGUCGAAGAUACACUGAAGGACUCGGUGAGGGAUAUGAUGGAGACAUAGCUUUUGCCAGUGCACUGGAAACCUUUGGUGGAGGCCAUAAUGAUCCUAUUAGUGUUGCCUUUGGAGGUCCUGUUAUGACAAAAUUCACUAUUGCAUUGAGGGAAAUUGGGACAUACAAAGAAGUUCUUAGAUCCCAGGUUGAACACUUGCUAAAUGAUCGAUUGCUGCAGUUUGUAAAUUUAGAUUUGCAUGAUGUCAAGGAGGCACGCAAACGCUUUGACAAGGCUAGUCUUCUCUAUGACCAGGCUCGUGAGAAGUUUUUGUCAUUACGAAAAGGCACAAGAAGUGAUGUAGCAACUGUCCUGGAGGAGGAGCUCCAUCAUGCUCGGUCAACUUUUGAACAGGCGCGAUUUAAUCUGGUCACUGCUCUUUCAAAUGUUGAAGCAAAGAAAAGGUUUGAGUUCUUAGAAGCAGUUAGUGAAACAAUGGCUUCUCAUCUGCGCUAUUUCAAACAGGGAUAUGAGCUGUUGCAUCAGAUGGAACCAUAUAUUAACCAGGUCUCAACUUAUGCAAAACAAUCAAAAGAGAGAUCCAACUAUGAGCAAGCAGCUCUUAAUGAGAGAAUGCAAGAAUAUAAACGCCAGAUUGAUCGAGAGAGCCGGUGGUCCUCAAAUGGUUCAAAAGGAUCUCCAAAUGGAGAUGGAAUCCAAGCCAUUGGAAGGAGUUCGCAUAAGAUGAUAGAGGCUGUCAUGCAAUCUGCUGCAAGAGGAAAGGUCCAAACAAUUAGACAGGGUUACCUUUCGAAGCGAUCCUCAAACCUAAGGGGUGAUUGGAAAAGAAGGUUCUUUGUUCUUGAUAGCCGGGGUAUGCUGUACUAUUAUCGCAAAAGAAGCAGCAAACCUUCUGGCUCAGGCACUCAACUUGCUAAUCAAAGAAAUAGUUCGGAAUUGGGUUCUGGAUUGCUAAGUCGUUGGUUGUCUUCUCAGUAUCAUGGUGGGGUACACGAUGAGAAAUCUGUUGCUCAUCAUACAGUAAACUUGUUGACUUCAACAAUAAAAGUUGAUGCUGACCAAUCAGAUUUAAGAUUCUGCUUCAGAAUAAUAUCCCCAACAAAGAACUAUACACUCCAGGCAGAGAGUGCCCUGGAUCAAAUGGAUUGGAUUGAGAAAAUAACAGGGGUGAUAGCC